AUGAAGGUGUGGGAGUGUAAUGAAGGGACUCCAGAGGCUGCCCAGAAGGGGCGAGAGAAGCCUGCAGAAAGAACUGACUCGGGCGCUGGCACCUUGGCCGUGUUUAUGGCCAGCAGCGGAACCGCAGAGGUCGCAAAUCGGAACAGCGCCGCCACACCGCCCAACACCCUGAACCUCCGCUCCUCCCACAAUGAACUGUUGAACGCCGAAAUCAAGCACUCGGAAACCAAGAACAGCACCCCUCCCAAAUGCAGGAAGAAAUAUGCACUGACUAACAUCCAGGCGGCCAUGGGCCUCUCGGACCCAGCCGCCCAGCCCCUGCUGGGAAAUGGCUCUGCCAACAUGAAGCUGGUGAAGAAUGGGGAGAACCAGCUCCGCAAGGCUGCCGACCAGGGGCAGCAGGACCCCAACAAGAACAUCAGCCCCACGGCCAGCAUCAACAUAACUUCUGAGAAGUUAGAGGGCAAAGAGGCCCCCCCGCAGGAGUCCUCGGCCUGCGAGAUUUUACCCUCCCAGCCCAGGAGAACUAAGAGCUUCCUAAAUUACUAUGCAGACCUGGAAACCUCGGCCCGAGAGCUAGAGCAGAACUUGGGCAACUGCCCCGGGGCUGGGGAAGAGAAGUCUCAGACGGGCCAGGGCCAGGCCUCCACCAUCGCUGGGAAUGGCGAGUUGCUGCUGCAGAAACCAAGCAAGCGCCAGACCAGCCCUGAAGAUGGCCAGGUAGCCACGGUGUCCUCCAGCCCAGAGACCAAGAAGGAUCACCCUAAAACGGGAGCCAAAACCGACUGCGCGCUCCACCGGAUCCAGAACCUGGCGCCGAGCGACGAGGAGUCGAGCUGGACCACCUUGUCGCAGGACAGCGCCUCCCCCAGCUCCCCGGAUGAAACAGCAGACAUAUGGAGUGACCACUCGUUUCAGACCGACCCGGAUUUACCGCCCGGCUGGAAGAGAAUCAAUGACAUCGCUGGGACCUACUAUUGGCACAUCCCCACAGGAACCACGCAGUGGGAGCGGCCCGUCUCCGUGCCGGCCGACCUUCAGGGCUCACGCAAAGGCUCUCUUAGUUCUGUAACGCCAUCUCCCACCCCAGAGAACGAGAAACAGCCAUGGAGUGAUUUUGCUGUUCUGAAUGGGGGAAAGAUUAAUAGUGACAUUUGGAAGGAUUUGCACGCGGCCACCGUUCACCCAGACCCCAGCUUAAAAGAGUUUGAAGGAGCGACGCUACGCUAUGCAUCUUUGAAACUCAGAAACGCCCCUCAUUCUGACGACGAUGAUUCCUGUAGUAUCAACAGCGACCCAGAAGCCAAGUGUUUCGCUGUGCGCUCGCUGGGGUGGGUGGAGAUGGCAGAGGAGGACCUCGCGCCCGGGAAGAGCAGCGUUGCCGUCAACAACUGCAUCAGACAGCUCUCCUACUGCAAAAACGACAUCCGCGACACGGUCGGCAUCUGGGGCGAGGGGAAGGACAUGUACCUGAUCCUGGAGAACGACACGCUCAGCCUCGUGGACCCCAUGGACCGCACGGUGCUGCACUCCCAGCCCAUCGUGAGCAUCCGCGUGUGGGGCGUGGGCCGCGACAAUGGCCGGGAUUUUGCUUAUGUAGCAAGAGACAAAGAUACAAGAAUUUUGAAAUGUCAUGUAUUUCGAUGUGACACACCAGCAAAAGCCAUCGCCACAAGUCUCCACGAAAUCUGUUCCAAGAUUAUGGCUGAGCGGAAGAAUGCCAAGGCCCUGGCCUGCAGCGCCUUGCAGGAGAGGACCCACGCGAAUCUCGAUGUUCCUUUGCAAGUAGACUUUCCAACACCAAAGACAGAGCUGGUCCAGAAGUUCCACGUUCAGUACCUGGGAAUGCUCCCUGUCGACAAGCCAGUCGGCAUGGAUACUCUGAAUAAUGCCAUAGAAAGUCUCAUGACCUCGUCUGACAAGGAGGCGUGGCCAUCAGUGAACAUGAACGUAGCUGAUGCUACUGUGACGGUCAUCAGUGAAAAGAGUGAAGAGGAGAUCUUGGUGGAGUGUCGCGUGCGGUUCCUGUCCUUCAUGGGCGUGGGCAAGGACAUCCACACAUUUGCCUUCAUCAUGGACACUGGCAGCCAGCGCUUCGAGUGCCACGUAUUCUGGUGUGAGCCCAACGCCGGGCACGUGUCCGAAGCGGUGCAGGCCGCCUGCAUGUUGCGGUAUCAGAAGUGCUUGGUAGCCAGGCCGCCUUCCCAGAAGGUGCGGCCGCCUCCCCCGCCGGCAGACUCGGUGACCCGGAGAGUCACCAGCAACGUGAAGCGAGGGGUCCUGUCCCUCCUUGACACUUUGAAACAGAAGCGCCCCGUUCCCGAGACGCCGUAGCGGCCGCGCCCAGCCGCAGGGCCAAGAGCUGCACUCCAGACCCGGGCCUCCCGCUUCAUGGCUGCCGCCUCGUGCGCACGGGCGCACUCCUGCACCAGUGUUAGACAAGCAUGCUCUCUCGUCUUGCUUGCCGCCAUCCUGUGAUAGGAAACGAAGCAUGACUACUUGUUUUUUGCUGUCAGUCAGUCACCUCGCGAGCAGUGGGAGGUCUUUUUCUUACUGUAAAUAUUGUGGACAUCGCUUAACUUCACGCACGCAGGGAAGAGUGCGGCCACACCAUGCCCCGUGAGCUAGGCACCGGUGCCCGAGGCCGUCCCGCCGGCUCCUGGACUGGCUCUGCCCCGAGGCCGGCCACCUUUGAGUCCUCCAGCACUUGGCCCUGUUGUUAGCCUGGGAGUAGACACUGCGUAGCGGCCACCAUUGUACUGUACAAAUACGAGGAGUCUUUGUUCGAAUUUUUCAUGAAGUUGAACCUGUUGGUUGAGACGUGUGGCUAUUGGCAUCAGUCUAGAAACCGACAGACAGCUUUCCUGGACGAGCUCUGACACACGGACGCCAUUUCAUGUCUACAGCUGUUUGUGGGAUGUUGGAAAAAGUAAAACUCUAAAAUUGAUGAGAAACUAAAUUUACAAAAAUUAAAGUGGAACAAAAAGUAGCCUUUCUUUUCAGAUGGUUUUCAAACCAAUUAUUUUAAAAGAGAGAUGAACAAAAUCCAUGCAUUUCGGGUGGGACACAUUUCAAACUUCUGCCUUAUAUUGUACAAUGCAGCUAGAGAAUCAAAUAGUUCACCAAGGCCAUUCUCUACACACACAUGAAAAUGAAAUACUCCUCAGAACCCCUUCAUCCUUAGUUCAACAAUUAGCUAAUAUGCAAUUUCAACACAAGGAAGUGUCAUUUUAUGUCUUUGGCGUAUCUCCGUGAUGUUAUUUUUGUUAGCCCACAUCCUAGAGGCCAAUGUUACGCUGGACUUCUGCACCUAGCUCAGUCUUACUCCCAUUUUUUUGUCCAGAAAGCUGUCUGUCCAUCACCUAUUGUCCAUGGCAACAAAUUACCUUAAGUUGAACCUUUCUUCCAUUUGUGUGUUUAAUAAUUGAUAUUUGUUACACAACUAGAUAUAUUUAAAUUUUUUUUCCAUUUUGCUUUUGAGAUUUAAAAACUUCAUGUCAGAACAGAUAUCCAUAGGGAUCAUGGACUAUUUAAGAAAGUUUCCCAAAAACAGCAUUUUACUGCUUUUUAUGUAGAUAAGAAACUUUAGCUGUAAAGAUACACACAUUUAGACCUGUUGACCUUGUUGUUUUCAAAAGAAAAUCGCUAAGGAUAUCAAUCUCAAUAUUAGUCUCAUUUACUUUUUAAUGUCAGAAUUAACGUUUACAGCAUCUAGUUAAAGUAAUACUUUAUGUUUCUAUAUUGCUAUGUACUUGUCAAAGUGAUCUCCACAUUCUUAUCACAUAUGAGCCUUAUAAAACGGUAGAGAAAGUACCACACUUGAGAAAUUAAAAUACGAAGUACCAAGAGGCUGAAGCUACUGGCCUACCACCUCCCCAAAGGUAACGAGAGAGCUAGGGCUAGGACACAUGGCUCCCAGCCCCUGGUGCUUGCUGGGUGAUGCUGCCCCCAUCCAGUCAGGAAGGGCCCUUCCAAGACCACUCUGGGCUUCAGCGUAGACAAAGAAGAGCAGUUUUGAGGAUAGCCAUUGUCAGGCGAUCUCAGAAUUCCCCAUUCAAGCGUAAGUAGAGAGGAAUGUCCAACUAGCAAAGGACCCAGCUUGCAGCACACCUCAGAUGGAUUGUAGAGGACAGGGUUCGACUUCAGCUCAGCCUGCUCCAUCUAUGAGAUUUUUCCGUGGAUGAUGUUCCUUGUGGUAGACCUUCCUCGCUCAUGGAGUUAGCCCCAGAGAACGUGACGCCACCAGCGGGUGGCCUCCUGCCUGCCCUUCCUGCCUGGAAUUCCUGGCAGGGGCCUGUGGGGACAGGAAUGGCUCGCUAGCACCCUCACGUCACGACAGAAAUGAUUCUGCUUUAGUAAUGAUUAUACCUCUCUCCAGCUGACACUCUGCUGUCUAACCAGUGCCAUUGGAAGUUUGCCAUCAGGAGACUCCUGACUGCCCUCUGAAAAGCGCUUCAGAAUUCAGUUAGGAUCUUUUGUCUUGAUAUCUACCGCGUAAUGUGUUAGUGUGAUAAACUUCCAAGUUCUAAACAGGAAAUCUACUUUUAUAUUGCAAAUCUCUACCAGAGCCCCUUGUUCAGUUUUUAAUAGCAUCUAUUUGUUUUCAGAAUCAGGAAUACUGAGCUAGCUUUACGUAGCAAACAGAUUUAUAUAUGCAAUUAUAAGAUGCAUUAAGAUGAAUGAUAGCCUUUACAUAUUGAAAACUUUACUGCACAUUUUUUGUGUUGAAAAUAGCUUUGCAUACUAAAUGCAAAUUAAUUUUGUAAAAUUAAUUAUGUUAAGCGGUAUGUUCAGACACUUUCUGCCAUGGCCAAAAAGUGUGUAUGAAAGUAUGUGUGUAUUUGUCUGUGAAAGGAUGCCAGUGUUUUACCUGGUACCUUCGUGACACUUCAGUUACCUAUGCAUUCUUUAUAUCUGUGAUGCAGUAAACAGGCAGCCGUGUUCAGUAUGCCUUGUGUGUCUUGGCAUUUUUUUAAAUUAACCUGUUAAAUACAGCUUAAAUAUUUUUAUUUUAUUUAUUCUAUUUUUACUGAAAUAUACUGCGUUGUUGUGUUACUGUAUUCUCUUUACUGGAUAAUUAUCUCACAACCUAUCCAGGUCUGUGUAUUCUCUGUGAACUAUACAUCGCCUAAAAGGUGGUUUUCUAAUGACUUGUAGUCACAUUUCUACUGGACUAUGUAGAGGAAAAGGCAAAAUGCUCCCUAUUCCUUUUAGUUUUUAAAAGCAGCUAGACAGACACAGGCCUGCCGCCUCAACUGUGUGCUCCUGGGUGGCGCCAAGGGGCCACCUGCCCACAGCUACAGACCUUACUUUGCAGAGCCAAGCACUGCGCGGUGCUUCACGGCGAUGCCCUUCACGGCACGUGUGAGUUCACCUUGGCGCUAGACAUGUCCAUGUGCCCUUUGUCUCCCCCUGGCUCAAAGAUCAUCCCUGGUUAAUUAGGACCACUGGUUUUUGUCUGUCUCAUUGCAUGAAGGGACAUUACACCCACCUCCACUUCUUGUUGAUAAACUGUUGGCACUGCUACUUCUAAAAUCCACCUUCUGAGUUUAAGAUAGACACUUACAAGAGUACCCUGUUACACAAGGCCCAGGACUGGAGGCCCCAGGGCGCCCCUCCUGUUCUCAGAUGGCACUCUCAUUUGUAAGCAUUGCAACACAAAUUCAGGACCUCAUAAGCAAUGUGAAAACCAUUUCCCGUUAUGAGCACAAUGUAAUGAGUGAAGCCAAGAGCUCUCUAGUGGGCCAGGCUUACGCUAAUCCACGCCUCACGUGUCAGUCAAGUUUGAUUUCCCUCCCUCACACUGCAUCCAGGAGGGCAGUCCCUGGCAUCCAGAGCGGCUUGUUCAUCCCCAAAGAAGGGUUUUUCCUUUUUGUCCCUUUGCUGUUGACCAUUUUUACAAAAUGUAAUAUGUUGUGAAAAUAAAUUUAGCUGCAUAAAAUGUCUGGCUCAUUUCUCUACCAUCUCAAUCAUAAAGACAAGGACUGGGAAUGUCAAUGGACCGUCUCUCCAGUGUUUAGUUUAUUUUUACCUUGAAUUAAGUUUUUUAGAAAGCACCUUAACGUAAGCUUCUGCUUUGAUUAGCUCUUGCGGAUUUCCACUUGGUUAGAACUAGGAAAUCACCUUACAUCUGAGUGCUUGUGCUGCCCUUGCUAGGUGAUCAAGAGCGACAGCCAGCGUCCUGGACACAGAAGCUGCUUCGUCCCAACUCGAGCCUUGUAAGCUGUCCAUCUAGGGUUAAGAUACUUGAGCACAAAGAGUCUUUGAUUUCAUUGAAGAGCUUGGCUUUAAAGAAUGAAGAAUAGAGACGUACAGGCACUAGUUCCGCAGUGAAAGGGAACUAGAAAAAUCUGGUUUCGUUGAGCUGUUAAGACACAUGGAAGAUAAAGAAAAUUUCAAAUACAUACCCACAUUUUGUUCAAACUGUGCCACCCCCAGUCAUUUUUCUCACUCUGUUAAAGGCAGCGACUCUCAAAAACAAAAGUUCCUUUGGGUUUCAGGUGCUGUAUGGGAGCAAAUAAUUGCAGGUGGUAAUCUGAAUCUGCUAUUGGAAUAUCUAGACCCAUUAUUUCACUAUUUUACAUCAUUGCAGCACAUUUCUCUAAGAAGUUCAAGAAAGUAAAAUGCCAAGCAAAAAGUAUAAUCAGUAUUAUUCUUCACUAAAAUUCUCUCAUUGGUUUUAUCCAAAGCAUUUUCCCUUUUUACACUACCUGAAGUCUUCAUCCAUCCUGGCCUUCAAAGAUUUUGAAAGAAGAAAACUGCAGCCUUGACUAAUGAAUGUUUUAAUUUAGAAUCUUCGUAGACUUCAAAAGACAAAGAAGGAACUUAGUACCAAGGUGUGUGUAGGAAAAGAGGAAGAUAGUGGCUAGAAAUUGUGACACCAAUCACAGGCUCCAAGAGAGUUUAACAAAUAUCUUAAAUUAUUUCAUAACAACGGGAAUUAACUUCUUAUAAAAAAAUACACUUGAAAAUAAAAACCUCAGACCUGCUAUUUGUGGACAGUGGCAUAUUUUUCAACCUCAGAUGGACGAGGGCACAGGAAAAGAAUAAAACAUUCCUGGGAUGAAAAUACCAGCUCUUUAAACAACGUCACUUAUUUGAAAAGCAAAGCCAGAGAGAAACAAGCAGAGACAGCGAGAUCUUCCAUCUGCUGGUUCAUUCCCCAAAUGCCCACAACAGCCAAGGUGGGACCAGGCUGAAGCCAGGAGCUGAGAACUCCAUCCGGGUCUCCCACAUAGAUGGCAGAGAACCAACGACUUAGGACAUCAUCUGCUGCCUCACAGGUGCACAGCGGCAGGAAGCUGGGCUGGAAGCAGUGCAGGUCUGUACCCCAGUCACUCGGGAAUGGAAUGCAGGUGUGCCAAGUGGCGGCUUAACUUGCUCUAUGCCAACGCCUACACCCCAGAUACCAGCUCUUUCUGUUCAGUUAAGCCACACUGCCCUUCCAGGGGCAUGGGAUACACUCAGACAGAUUUGAGAGGCAAAAAGAAUGAAACACAAUUUUAGAGCUCAGAGAUAGUUUCUUCAUUUUUUAAAAAUCAGUAAAAUAAGCUAAGCAUUUAAAACAACUCUGUACUAUAGAGUCAUAAGCAACAUGAGAAGAGUCCUUUGGGGAUUUAAAGUAAUAACAAGCCCAGUUCAAGCAUCAAGUCUUGUUUCCAGGGGCAAGCAUGUGGCAUAGCAGGUUAAGCUACUGCUUAGAAUACCACAUCCCAAAUUGGAACAGCUGGUUGGAUCCCUGCUACUCCAUACUUCUGAUUCAGCUUCCUGCUAAUGGGCCAGGGAGGCAGUGGGAGACGGGUCAAGUGCUUGGAUCCACCACUCAUGGGAGACCAGGAUAGGGUUCUUGCUUACUGGUUUCAGCCUGGCCCAGCCCCUCCUAUUACAGCCAUUUGGGGAGUGAGCCAGCAGGUGGAAGAUCAAUAUCAUUCUCUCUUUCUCUGUCUUCCUUCCUCCCUCCCUCCCUCCCUCUGUCCCUCUGCCUUUCAAGUAAAUGAAUAAAUAAAAUUUAAAAAUUAGAAUUAAAAAAGUCUUGCUUUCUUCCCUGACUCAUUUUGCUGAUAAAUGUAAAUCUUUAGCUAAAGGAAAAAUGUUAAUAAAAUUAAAUUUACCUCAUUUCAAGUGAGAAAGAAUGGAAUGUUAGAGCUGAAAUAGAUCUAAAUACUUAUCUUGGAGAUGAUAAAUGUUCUAAAAUUGUGCCUCUUGAGCAUUUAGGAAUUUACGUAACACUUGUAGACAACUGAGUCCUGAAAAUAAAACUUUAAAUCCA
Molecule: messenger RNA, 8269 nt
Organism: Lepus europaeus (European hare)
Lineage: Eukaryota; Metazoa; Chordata; Mammalia; Lagomorpha; Leporidae
Gene: APBB2
Product: amyloid beta precursor protein binding family B member 2
Exons: 14
Coding region: 1-2334 (777 amino acids)
Biological process (GO): regulation of DNA-templated transcription
Cellular component (GO): nucleus; cytoplasm
Molecular function (GO): amyloid-beta binding; transcription factor binding
Source: RefSeq, a predicted model, not a curated record